CAUGCUUCCAAAUGGAGAGGAUGUCGCUUACCGACCUUACCUGUUCAAACGAAGAAAAGGAUUGGGAGAUAGAUGCUGUUCAUGUGAUGUUCCUUGAGGAAAUAGGAAAAGGAGCAUUUGGAAAGGUCUUCAAGGUUAUAGUUCGGCAGCCUGAACCAGUGACUGAACAAGAAAUUGUCCUCUCAAGAUUAAGAGGAAACUCCAGAGAUAGGAAACUAAGCAAGAACAACUUGAUUGCAGCAGCAAAGACGUUACAUGAAAUUGCAAAUGAUGACCAACGACAAGAAUUUAUAGCAGAAAUCAACCUAAUGAAGAAACUCGGCAGCCAUCAAAAUAUUGUCAACUUUCUCUAYUGCUGCACCACUAGUGAACCUAAUUUCCUCAUCGUGGAGUAUUUACCAAAGGGCGACUUGCUGAAAUACUUGAGGACAUACAGAUAUAAGCUCAAAUAUUGUGAAAAUGAAAAAGUCAAUGUGAGAUGUUAUCAAAAUGUAGACGCAUUAGCUUUACCUAAAAACCUUCAAGCGGCAAAUUCGAGGAGAGAUAGUGGUAGUUCAGGUACAAAGCCACAGUUACAAACCCGAUACGUGAGGAGGCUUUCUCAUCUGAAUACUGGUUUUGAAGACGAGGCGAAACAAGAAGACAUUAUGCAAGAAGGAAAUUCCAAUGUUGCCGAAGACGUAGAAGAUGACAACAUUACUCCUAAGGAUUUAUUAUCCUUUGCCUAUCAGAUCGCCUCAGCAAUGGAAUAUCUAUCCUUAAAAGGCUUUGUUCACCGUGAUUUGGCGGCUCGGAAUGUUCUUGUAGCAGACGACAAACGAGUGAAAGUCACAGAUUUCGGCUUGACUCGUGACGUGUACGAAGAGAGUGCCUACCAUGUUCGUGCACAGCGGAAACUUCCAAUCAAAUGGAUGGCACCGGAAUCACUUUACGACCACGUUUUCACAACAGCCAGUGACGUAUGGUCAUACGGAAUUCUGCUCUGGGAAAUAGCUACCUUGGGUGGUGUUCCUUACCCUACGUUGUCAACUAGCGAUGUAUAUAAUAUGGUUCGUCGUGGACACAGGAUGGAGAAACCAGAAACAUGCUCAGACGAACU
Exaiptasia diaphana is the source of this 1099-nucleotide messenger RNA. Its product is annotated as tyrosine kinase receptor Cad96Ca. Gene Ontology annotation, molecular function: transmembrane receptor protein tyrosine kinase activity; ATP binding. Gene Ontology annotation, biological process: cell surface receptor protein tyrosine kinase signaling pathway; protein phosphorylation; positive regulation of kinase activity. Gene Ontology annotation, cellular component: signaling receptor complex. The record is from RefSeq and is a predicted model, not a curated record. Lineage: Eukaryota; Metazoa; Cnidaria; Anthozoa; Actiniaria; Aiptasiidae.